UUGGGCUUGUUUGAUUCAUUUUGCAAUUUCUAUUUCCUGAUCGAAGGUCUAGCUGGCUGCAAACUCGUUGUUUGCUCGUUCUAUGGCUGCUGUUGACCUCCUCGUACUACGCCGUUCCUCCCGAAUAGCACAACACCCUCAUCAUACAACCAGACGACGUCCUUCACCGAAUAACAACCCUGAACUAUUAGAUACCCUAGAGGGUGAUAGUUCAACCAGCGAGUCUGACGAGCUCACUCCACGUGCACUCAGAGCACUUAAACGUCGGCGUCUAGCCCUUGACUCGGAUGGUCUUCUCCUCCCCCACAUAGAGACACAUCAUCGAAGGAAGAGACGUAAAGAGAAUGACAAUGCCACCGUCGGCAAUACAAGUCAUGCCAACAUCGUCGGGACCGUCGGAGCUGUCAAGGAGGUGCGUCGCCGCAUGCGCCAAGUACGAGUCAGACCCCGUGCUCAAAACGUGCCCAAGCCACGCCACAUUCCACCUCUUGCACCAACAAUCAUCGAUCUUCCUAUACAACCCGUCACAACUCAAGAAUCCCUUCGUGACAUUCUCACCGAUCAACCGAGCAUUUUAGCGCCCAAGGAUGACGACUCCCCGCCACAACCACAGAUCGAGUCACAAGAGUCUAAAUCGUCGUCGCCGUUACAAGUCGACCUCGACUCUUUAAUCCCACUAGAUCCUUUACCCGAAUUCCCUCCACAUGACCCGCCCUAUACCAACUCUCCUGACUUUUCAUCCAACGCCACAUUUACCUCCGAAUUUCCCCCUGGCACAGAUAUGAACCCCUUCUCUUCAAAUACCCUUCCAUUCGGCUCAUCCCAGCUGUCUUCUCCGGGGCCUUUCGGGUCAAAUCCAUUCCCCUCAAAUCCCGGCUCCUUCUCCACAGGCUUCUCUCACGAAUUCAUCCCUACCCAGUCGCAACCCGACUUUGCUCCGUCACAAGACAACGCCUUUUCAAAUACAGGCGGGAAUGCAUUCCCUACCCAAGAGUAUACCAAUGCAUACACCCAAUCCAACGGAUACCCCCAACAAGGUACUUUUUCCCAACCAAACUCGUACGAAUACACACCAGCACCGCACCGCGAUCGAGAAGUCAACAUCUGGAAAUUGGCAUGUCAAGAACGAGUAGAAUUUCUACUUCGUCGCUACGGCAUAGACACUAUCAAAGCCCUUGUCGCAUCAGAAGCACGCGCCCGUUUCCCAUCUCCCUCCACCCACCCCUCCAACACCCGUUUCCGUCUCUACACACCCGCUUCCUACCUCGAACGCGCAAGCUACACUUACAAGUCUGCAGAGUUCGAAGCCAUCGAUUUUGAUAUGGACGACGAAGAGGAUGAAGAUGAAGAUUUGGAUGAAUGUGACCUUGGGGGUGAGUAUGAUGAUGAUUAUGAUGACGAUGAAGAGGAUGGGGAUGAGAGCUUGUUUUUGAUGGAUGUGGAGGGUGGCAAGGGGCUAAUUUUGCCGCCUUGUGUGCCGACGAUUGUGACACCUACAGUGCCGUCAAUUUUGACACCUACGGUUCCGUCGAUUUUGCCACCGGCGCCUACGACUGUGGCUUCGGUACCACAGAAACCACCCACAUCACCUCCGAGAUCUACUUCGCCGCCUGCUGUGCGAUCGUUAUUGGAUACAAUGCCCUCUCCUCGACCCUUGUGUGUGUCUCCACCAUGUUCGCCUCCACGACAGACGCCCUCUCCUCCUUUGACGCCCCAACGUCUUUCUGCUCCUUCAACGCCGGUUCCUUUAACGCCUCCCUCAAUAUCAACGCCCGCACAAACGCCUCCCUCAAUACCCCCAUCCAACCAAAUGCUCUCAACAUCAACACAUUCAUCCGUACCCCAUGUACCAUCACAUCCAACGCCAACGCCGAUACAUUCUCCCCAAACACCUUCCUCGCCCCAAACAUCUCCAGCCGUACUCCAAACACCGCCCCAAACACCCCCACAAACUCAUCAAAUAACCCUCCCACGCACCCCGCCCCUCUCCUCCCUCCACGUGACCCUCCUCUCCGAGCCUCCCCGCGCAUUCAUGGGGCGUGGCACUCCUCCCGAUAGGAGACGGCUGAGCGAGUGGGGGAGGUGGGGAUGUGUGCAGGUAUAUGGAGGCAAGGGCGCUGAGAGGAGACGGUUGAGUUUGGGAAGGCACGGGCAUGGGGAGCAAGUGGAGCAGUACAGGGAGAACAUGGAACAGCUGCAUAAAGAGGAUAUGUCUCAGCAUCAUCACGUAGAGAACCCGGUGGUAGCGCUGCAGCUUGAAAACCCAUCACAUCACCCUCAACUACCUUCCCAUGAACACCCACCCCGACAACACGAAGAUCCGCAUCACCCCCACACCCACGAACACCAAGAUCCACCUCAUACACAUACCCAUACGCACUCUGUACCAGGCGAAUGGACUAGUUUCCUAUUCGCAAUGCUUGAAGGGGAUGGGACGGGGAGUGCGGGGUGGUAUGAGCUUGAGGCGCAGACUGCGCAGGGUGGUGAGGGGAUGGGCGUUCCGCAGAGCAUGGGCGUUUUGGGUGGGACGCAAAUGGGUAGUUUAGGUGGGGCGCAGAGUCUUGGAUUGGGUGGGGCGCAAAGCAUGGGGGUUCUAGGCUCGGGUGGGCCAGGAAUGGGUGUUCCGCAAGGGAUAGGAAUGGGCACGUUGGGUGCUUCUCAGACUGUGGGGGAAGCGGACAGUACACUGCGGUUUGCGCUCGGGUGAAUGCGCUGGUCGUCGUUCGCCUGAUGAUUAUUCAUGCCCACACACACGACAUGAUGCAUGUCUAUUGUCAGCUGCCUUGUUGUACUGAUUGCAUUCGCCUUCUCGUCACGCCAUAUUCACCCUCACCUCGUCACGUUCACCUCGUCUUCUAUCACAUACGCUCGCCCUAUCACACACUCACCGUCACUCAUCACGCCCCCGCCACAAA
This is a messenger RNA of Suillus clintonianus, 2915 nucleotides long. RefSeq lists its product as uncharacterized. The transcript has 3 exons. The coding region runs from base 83 to 2707 and encodes 874 amino acids. The record is from RefSeq and is a predicted model, not a curated record. Lineage: Eukaryota; Fungi; Basidiomycota; Agaricomycetes; Boletales; Suillaceae.